Messenger RNA from Ilyonectria robusta, 1325 nucleotides. RefSeq lists its product as uncharacterized. The coding region runs from base 97 to 1263 and encodes 388 amino acids. NCBI's taxonomy places the organism in Eukaryota, Fungi, Ascomycota, Sordariomycetes, Hypocreales, Nectriaceae. The record is from RefSeq and is a predicted model, not a curated record. The transcript is spliced from 4 exons.
CACAGCCUUACACAGCCAUCCACAUCUUACACCAUCGCGUCUUCCGAUAGACAACUACCGACGUUCCAUCGCGAGGUCAAUGGCCGGGACAGCAAAAUGAAGAAGACGUUGAUACUCUGCUUCAUCCACGGCUUCAAGGGCGGCGAAGACACGUUUGGCCACGACUAUCAGUUCACCAAGCACCUUCGGGACCUGGUUGCCCAUGCACUGCCCAAAUUAGAUGUUCGUGUGCUCGUGUAUCCAAAGUAUGAGACUCGCGGGGAUCUUGGAGAUUGCGUGAGCCGCUUCCGCGACUGGCUGCAGGAUAAGGUCAUCGACUUGGAGGUCGCGGCUGGGACGCCGUCGCCAACCAUCGAGCCGUCGGUGCGCACAAUCCUCAUCGGCCACUCGAUGGGCGGCAUCGUCGCCGCCGAGAUGCUCAUCGGACUGGCCUCAGAGAAGCCCAUCUACUCCGAGGACGGCAUCCAAAAGCCCGACUCGCCGUCGUUCAAUGCCCUCAUGUUCCCGUACAUCCAGGGCGUGCUCGCCUUUGACACGCCGUACCUGGGCAUCUCACCCGGCGUCGUGGCGCACGGCGCCGAGGGCCAGUACCAGCAAGCCAGCAGCACCAUCUCGCAGCUCAGCGGCCUCGGGGCCUCCCUCUGGGGCGCCAACAAGGCCGCGCAGUCCACGGCGCCCGCAAAGACCACGGCCGGCGCGCUGCCGGCCCCGGAGCAGCCCGCCGGCAGCCCGUGGCAGAAAUGGGGCAAAAUGGCCAUGUACGCCGGAGCUGCCGGGGCCGUAGCGGCGGGCGGCGCGGCGGCGUGGGUGAACCGCGACCACAUUGGUGAGGGAUGGAUGUGGGCGACGUCGCACCUCGAGUUUGUCGGGUCCCUUGCCCGUCCAGAGGAGCUGAAGAAGCGAGUCAGCUUCCUCAUGCAGCUGCAAGAGGAGCUCGACGUCGGCUUCGCAAACCUCUACACACGGCUAGGCAAAGCGGCGCCUUCCAAGCAAGUGAGUAUGGUCGGGACGGUGCUUGGAUCAGAUCGCACGUUUUGCAACCUACCCAAGAGGCAGGUGGCGGGUGUGUGGAGGGAGGCUGUCAACGACAAGGCCACGGACGAGACGCAUGCACACAUGAGCAUGUUUACGCCACAGGAGAACCCUGGAUAUAAGACACUAUCGCAGGAUGCCGCGGGGUUGAUUGCGGGGUGGUUGCAGAACGGUUGGUAUGAGACCAGUGUCGAGGAUCGGCCCUUGUUAGAAGAGGUCGCUGCGACUUGAGGCCGCUGGGUGCUUAGUUUGGAAGGAUCGCGAUGUCUAGAACAUGAGGCAAAGUUCUCGGU